This is a messenger RNA of Glycine soja, 1718 nucleotides long. Its product is annotated as armadillo repeat-containing protein LFR-like. Gene Ontology annotation, biological process: regulation of transcription by RNA polymerase II; positive regulation of DNA-templated transcription; chromatin remodeling. The transcript has 8 exons. Gene Ontology annotation, molecular function: nucleosome binding. The record is from RefSeq and is a predicted model, not a curated record. Lineage: Eukaryota; Viridiplantae; Streptophyta; Magnoliopsida; Fabales; Fabaceae. Gene Ontology annotation, cellular component: nucleoplasm; brahma complex; SWI/SNF complex. The coding region runs from base 42 to 1424 and encodes 460 amino acids.
GCAUCGCAAACUCGAAAAUCCCUAGAGAGAGAGAGAGAAGGAUGCUGAAGAGAGAGCAAGGCAAGUCCGGCGGAGCCGCCGGAGGAGUGGCGGUGACACCGGCGAAGAGAGGCCGUCCCUUCGGCAGCGGUAACAACAGUGCCUCCGCCGCCGCUUCCGCCGCGGAUUCGGCGGCUCCGUCAAACCUCCUUGGUCCUUCCCUUCACGUUCACAACUCCUUUGCCGAUCAGAACAAUAAAAGAAUUGUCUUGGCUCUUCAAAGUGGUCUGAAGAGUGAGCUGACCUGGGCGUUGAAUAUUCUUACGCUACUCUCCUUUAAAGAAAAGGAUGACAUGCGCAAGGACGCAACUCCCCUUGCAAAAAUUCCCGGCUUGCUUGAUGCGCUCCUUCAAGUUAUAGAUGAUUGGCGUGAUAUAGCACUCCCAAAGGAAUUAGCCAAGACAACGAGGGUGAGGACGUUAGGUGCAAGUUCUGUUGUAACUGGAUUUGGGUGUGAAUAUCAGGCGCUGGGCUCAACUGGUACUCACCACCGCCCUGGUGUAGGAUCUGGCUCUGCUGGUAUAGAAUCAACGCAGCAGAAUGGCGUGACAAAAUCUCGUUUUUCGGAGUUGUGGCUUGAUGAAGAUAGCCUAUUUAAUUUAGAUGAUGAAGGGCGAACAGAAAAACAGCAAUGUGCUGUUGCUACUUCAAAUAUCAUCAGGAACUUCUCUUUCAUGCCAGAUAAUGAAGUUAUAAUGGUCCAACAUCGCCAUUGUUUGGAAACAGCCUUCCAAUGCAUAGAAGAUCAUCUUGUAGAGGACGAGGAACUUGUAACAAAUGCCCUAGAGACCAUUGUUAACUUAGCUCCACUUCUGGAUCUUCGAAUAUUUAGUUCUUCCAAGCCUUCAUUUAUUAAAAUAACAGAAAAACGUGCAGUGCAGGCCAUCAUGGGGAUGUUGGAAUCUGCAGUCAAAGCCUGGCAUUGUGCUGCUGCUGAAUUACUUGGGCGUUUGAUCAUUAAUCCUGACAAUGAACCUUUCUUGCUUCCAUUUUUUCCACAGAUACACAAACGCUUAAUUGAUCUCAUCAGCAUGCCAGCUUUAGAUGCUCAGGCAGCUGCUAUAGGUGCACUCUAUAACCUUGCUGAAGUUAAUAUGGACUGCAGGCUGAAGAUUGCUAACGAGAGAUGGGCUAUUGAUCGUUUGCUUAAAGUGAUUAAGACACCACAUCCGGUUCCAGAAGUUUGCCGGAAAUCUGCCAUGAUAUUGGAGAGUCUCGUGUCUGAACCACAAAACAGAAGUUUGCUGCUAGCCUAUGAGAAUGCUUUUGCAGAGAUAGUUUUCACUGAUGGAAGAUAUUCCGAUACAUUUGCGAGGAUAUUGUAUGAACUAACAUCUAGACCAAGUAGCAAAGUCGCAGCGGCUCGUGGCAUAUGGGGUAUGUAAACAUCAAACUGUGAAAAGACUUUGAUUAGUGAUCAGUGCUAUAUAUAGUUCUGCAACUUGGAUAGCGUUUGGAUGACUGAUUCAUUUGAAGAUUCAAAAUGUACAUGUGUUCUGCCUAGGAUUGUACAAUACCUUGAGUGCAUUCAAGUUGUCAUGUACUCCAGUUGUAUGAUGAUAAUAUUAGAAUUAUUCUUCUAUUUAAGACGAUGUGAAGAUUAGAAACUUCAUUUCCUAGAUGUAUGGUUGGAAAGUGUUGUAGCACCUAUAUAGAAGGGAAAUGCUCAAUUCGUAGAA